This is a messenger RNA of Bradysia coprophila, 9441 nucleotides long. It is a transcript of the gene Plp, whose product is annotated as Pericentrin-like protein. Gene Ontology annotation, biological process: signal transduction. Gene Ontology annotation, molecular function: molecular adaptor activity. The record is from RefSeq and is a predicted model, not a curated record. Lineage: Eukaryota; Metazoa; Arthropoda; Insecta; Diptera; Sciaridae.
AAAAAAAAAUUGUUGUUUGUGGUUAGAGUUAUUUGUUACUUUUAAUUUAUCGGUUGAUUAUAGUUGGAGGCUCCUUUUAGAAUUAAUUUAAAACAAAGUGCCUAAGUGUGUAUUAGCCUAGUAGACUUAAGCAAUACGAGACAAGUGCCUGCCUAAUCAAAGAAAUCAAUUUUCCUGGUGAACAUUAGGCCCGUGUUGCAUUUUCUGGUUUAAAAUUGUUUGUGUUUUGAAUUUUACUUAAGAAAAAUCUUUUUUUUUUGCUUUGGAAUGUUACAAAAUCGGUGUAGUAUUUGUUGUUCAGCAGUAAAUUGAAUUCAAUCGGCUGCUUGCCUUUAACAUGUUGUGAUGAAAAUAAACUCUUUGUGCUUGGUGACCUAAAUUGUAAAGCUGGCCUGUGUCAACAACGAUGUUAUCCUUCUCUCAAUGAAUAAUACGAUGACAAACCCUGAGCAGAACAUACUGAAAAUAUCUCCUGCAAUUUAACCGAACUAUGGCAUUACCGAAACAAACGGACAUCGCAAUGAAGGAGGAUGACGAUGACGACUUCGACGAUAACAACUCAAUAUCAGAGCACAUUUCCGUCGAGUCAAAUAUCGAAUCGGAUAGCGUUCAGCAAAGUGUUAACAUCAAGAAACGACAAUUGUUUGGCAUGGAUAAAUCAGACAAAGAUGACGAUUUACUUGACGAUCUGUUGACCGGAGAAAAUAUUGCCAAACAUUUUGCGGUCGAUGAUGAUGAGGACAAACGCGGAGCGCGGAAAGAAGAUGUUGACGAAUCCUCUGAUAUUAGACCGAGCAUAUCCGAACAGCAAGAGCAAUUGGUCGAGUCAAUUUCAAAAUUGAAGGACUUAUCGGAGAGAAAGAUUCAAAUAAAAAUCCAUCGAGACGCGGACGAUGAUGAAGUGGCAUCAGUGAAUGUAAAAUUGGAUGUGCGUGAACGAAGUAGUAAAGUUGAUUUGAUAAGAAGUCCUAGUCAGAAAGAAAUUUCGCCAUUACAAGAAGAUGUGAUUUUAAUCAAUAACGAGAAAGUGAGCAUCGAUUCGUUGAAGAAUCUAGUGCAAGACGAUCACAGUUUCAAUACUACCAAUGACGUUUCGGAAAUUGGAGCUGAUGAUAAUUCAUUAAGCGGACUAUUGAGUGAGGGGAAACAGGAAUCAAGCAGGGAUAACAUUUUGGAUGAACCUGCAGCGCAGGAAGGUGAUGCAAGUGCCUUAGCAGAAUCAGAAGCGUCCAACGAUCCACUGAAGAGUGAUGAAAGUUUCGAAGAAGACCAUUCGGUCGAAGAAAUUGUCGUUUCCAAUGCAUCGCUCAACUUAGAUUCGAGAACUAAAAUAAAUUUCACGGAAAUUGAGACACCCAAUGCCGAAGCUUGUUCGGAUUCGAAUGCCAAUAAAAUUCCUCUAAUGACACAAAUCGUUGAGCAAACUAUCGACGAAUUGCCGUCAGGAGUUUUUGAAGAUAAAAAUGAUCCGGAUUCACUGGACUCAUUGUCAGCUGAAAUGGAUCGAAUUCUGCGAGACACAAUCGAUGACAUCCCAGGAGACGUAUUUGGAGACAAAGUUGAUACGAAGGGCAAAGAACAAGUUGAAUAUGUUAACGAUCCAGAUUCACUCGAAAAUAUGUCGGAAAACGUUUUUAAUAUUAUAAGUGACACGAUCAACAAAUUACCCAUUGAGAAAGAGGAUCCGUCUUCAAAGUUCAUCAUCAGAGACGAAAUAUCACAGAUUUUGACGAAAACGGUCAAUGAUUUACCUAUCGCUGAAUCGGACUCCAUAGAAUAUUCGGAUGGUAUUGCUGAUAUAAAGGAGAAAAUCAAAGAGAAAACGUCGGUGGUCGUCGACCCACCAAAACCGAAAACCCAUCAGCAAAUUAUCGAAGAAAUUGAAAUUGAAGACUUCCCGCCAGUGGUAGUCAAGACAAUGGAAAAAUGUAACUAUGUGAAAGAGAUGCUGGACGAUAUAACCGAGGAAUCGGACAUUUCUCUUGAACCAAAAGUGUAUCCUGUGACGACGAUUCCACAGCUAUCAAUUGUGAGCAAUGAAAUCAAAGACAAAGGAUCUGAAAUGAGGAAGAUAAUCGAAGCGAACUACUUAAACGAUAUGUUUUUCCCGGUGUCGCCGUACCUAGCCGAUUUCGUUCAAAACGAACAACAAGCCAACAGUUUUGACAGUGUUGUUAGUUUGAACAUGCUUCAGUUGAUGGAGAGCAAGGUUAAAGAGCUUGAAGAAAUUGUCGCGAGUAAAGACGUCUGCUUGGCAGCGUUAAAUAUGCAGUUAGACUCCAGGCGUAAUUCUAUCAAGGAUGUCAUACCAUCUGCUCGAGAUUCGUAUAGUUUAGCUACGGUUUCAACGGAGUACCGCACCUAUCAAGAUGAAUACGUGAAUCGGGCAUUCGACUUCAACAUCGAACUGGCGGAGCGUGAUCAAAUCAUCGAGACAUUAACUGCAUCACUGCAGCAAAAUAUCCGAAUGAACGAGCAGUUAAGAUUCCAAGGUGAUAAACUGAUGACCGAAGUUAUGCAGCUCCGGAAACAAGUGUCCGAAACCGGAGAAUUCGUUCGCCGCACUCAAUGGAUGCGUGAUCAGGGUGGCAGUCAACGGUUGUCAGAAAUAUCAAUAGAUUUGGUUGAAAGCGACGACAAUUUGGACGAGAAAAACUUCACCGACAUUGAGGAGAAAUCGUACUGUACAUCCACCGAACGGCAAUCCGUUGAUGGUGCUGGUUAUGAUUCGUUUGAACCGUUGCCCAUAUCGAAGCAGAUCGAACAAUUUCAGAAGUAUCUGUCACAAGACGAGCUACGGAUCUUUUUCAUGGUGCAAAGUAAAUUCCACGACUACCUGAGCCAGGAGGUGGAGAAGGUGAAAAACCGGCACGAUGCCGAGAUGAAGAUUUUGAACGAUCAAUUGGAAACGGAAAAACAUGACAAGAAUGUGGAGAUAAAUCGGCUGCAGCAACUAUUGACCAAUGUGAAAAGUGGUUCAACUGAACUGGAAGAUCUUCGCAAGGAACUGGAUGAAGUGCAUGCCCGUGAAAUGGAAGAUUUACGAACCUAUUUCGAGCAGAAAUGUACCGACAUGGAAAAGCAAUAUUCCGAAGAAGUCUUUUCGCAACACAGUCGUCGCCAUUCAAACGAAAGCGGUUCAGAACUUUCCGAUCAGGAGCAACUAAUCGAUGAUCAUGUCUCGAACAUCCAGCCAACCAGUCCUAAACGCAAAAGCAAAGACUUGCUGGCAAGCCCAACGCAUAGAAAAAUAACACCGACGAGCAUUGGCGACCUGUUAAGUCCGUUACGAAAAAUCGACGUUCAAAAUGAAGAUCAGGAUCCUGAGCCCACUGUCGAUGAAAUCCAUGCGUUCUACAAGGAUAAGAUUUCGGAACUGAAUAGAAACUAUGACGACACAAUGCGCAGACUAAAGUUGCGAUUGAAACGAUUCGAAAAUAGAAGCGCCGAUGACGAGUACAUGCCGGAUGAUGAUAGCACGGAUGAUACUAACAAUGAUAGUCAAGCGCUCCGGAGAAUUGUGGAAGAGUACGAGGAACGGUUAGAGCAACAAAUUGCCCUAGCACGUGUGGACAUGGUACAAGCAUUCGAGGAGCAAAUCAAGGCACUUCUAUCCGAGACCGCAACGGAUGAUAGUCAGUGGCCACCAGAAUUGAUAUUAUUACGAGAAAAAUUUACCGCUAAAAGUCAACUAGAAAUAGCGCAACUACAGAUUCGGCAUAAGGAAGAGAUGGAUCGUUUAAAAAACGAAUAUGAUAAGCAGUUCAAUCGCAAGCAAAAGCGUCAAUCGACCUUCGAUACGAAUCGUGAUCUGGAGCAAAUUGUCCACGAACGGGACAAUUUACGUGAACUGUGCAGUUCGUUCCGAUGGUUGUUAAGCGAAUUGGCUAAGUGUGUGUCAACUUGUGAGACUGAUAUUAGCUUGUCGUUGGUGGAUCAACUCCAGAAACUGGGAAUCGAAGGCAUCGAGACCAAAUGUUUGGAUGGUAAAUUUAAGCAGUCGGAUGAUUUACUUAAUGCGUCCAUCGAAUCUGGGCAAUCAUUCUCGACGAAAGGAGCACGCUUCACGCCCGAUGUGUCGGGCAUUUUAAAUCUCGUCGAUGAUCCGAUGUUAGUGAGUUUUGUGCUUCAAUCGAAAGACGCUAGCUUCGAUCUCAACGAGUGUGUGGAACGAUUAAAACAGGAGGCAAAUCAAUUGCUAAAAAUAACGGAAAUAUUGUGUAAAAGAGACGGUUCGGAAAAGAAUGACAGUUGUGAAGAAGAGGACGGUCUCAAGUGUCAAUCUUCGAAAAAAGUUCAUAAACUUGAACAAACUGUAUCGCUGAACGAAAAUCUGAUCAAUGGCAGAGGGGAAGUUGAGCACAGUCAUCGCGGAAGUUUGCCCAUCAAUUUGUUCGAAGGAGCAAGCUCAGAAUUUAUGGUCCAGUUGAAUGAGUUAAAGAACCGAUUGGUGGUUUCGGAGAAUGAAAAGAAAAGUCUGGCUACCGAACUUGCUGAUACGCAAAGAAAGAACGACGAAUUAGCCCAGAUUCUCUGCAUAGCCAAGGAGCAUUUGGAGCAGCUCGAAACUCAAAAUGAAGAUAUCAGUGAAGGGUUUGGAAUCAGUCAGCUGCAAUCUCCUUCUCGCCAAAGACCUGACAACAAGUCCAGCUACUCAGUUCUUCAAAACGCUGCGCGAAGCCUGUUUAACGAAGCAAUAACCAACAGCACAUCAGAUGGAUCAGUGCUGACGCAACAGUUCGAAGACUUUGUCACUGAUUUUGACAAAUUCGUCGAAGAGGAGAAAAAGAAGAAAAACGAUCUCCAGGAACAGCCGAAAAGUUUUUCUAAAACUCACAUUGGACAAUCCAAUGCAAAUGGCCAGAUCGAUGCUGCCUAUAAACAUAAAAAAGCGACGAGUAAAUUAUUGGAACAGCAAGCACUCGAAUGGCAGCAAGAACGUGAUGAUUUUACCAAAGAAAUUGAUCGAUUAAAUGCCCAGAUCCGUGAUAAGGAAAAGGAAUUGCAUACGUAUUGUCUGGUUGCAAAGGAGGUGGAAGUCAUGGAGCAACAAAUCAAAGAAAUGACACUGUCCAUUUCUGAUUAUGAGGACAAGAAACAGCAGCUGGAAAAUGAUCUGAAAGCUUCAAUCGAUAAAAUAUUUGUUCUUCGUGAAAUAAUCGCCGAACUAGAGAAGCAAGUGGAAACCAAGUCAGCUAACGAAAAUGCUAUGAAUGAGAAAAUCAAGUCACUCGAAACAUACGCGAAUGCUCAGUCCCAUACAAACGAAUCGCUGCACGAUGAAAUGGAAAGUUUAAAAACGGAAAUGGUGACCAAUUAUCGUGAAAGAAUUUCCAGUCUCGAGGAGCAGCUACAGAACGCUCGACCCAGUGCUGAACAAAGUAUGCUCAUCGAACAAAUAUCCAGCCAAUUGAAGGAAAUCGAGAUCAGUCUGGAUCGAAAGACCAAAAAUUUGGAAUCAUUACAUUCGGCAAUUUAUUCGGCAUCGUGUAGCAGUCCAUCCGAAGAUGUCUCCGUGAAAGGGCUAAUUUCUGUCACCGAUUCACCGAUCGAUACGCCUCGAACACCUCAUUCGUUGCCCGUUGAUGAUGUACAGCGAAUUUUGGAAAAGCUAGUCAAACAUAACCGUGCUGAAGAGGCAGCUGUUAAACGGAUACGUGAUCUCGAAAUGCAGAUUGGUUCCAUUCGAAACAGUUAUCUGGAACUCCAACAAGAACGUGACAAUUUGCAAGAGAAAAUGACGGAGCAAAUUCUACGGAUAUCUACGCUACAGUCCCGUUUGGACGAACAACGUCACCGAGCCGAGGAGCUGAAUCGUCAGAGUACAUCCGAUCUGAACAUCAAAGUCUACGAUCUUCAGUCGAAGCUGAACAAUGUGGAAGAGAAACUCGUCGCUCGUGAGAAACAAAUUGCAACGUUAAAGGAUCACCUGGAACAAAGCAAAGUGAUAAUCGAUCGAUUGGAAGCGGAUUUGGCGAAGGGUGGCGGUGGUGAAGAGAAAAUCGGUAAAUUGGAAAUGGAUCUGCAAGCAAAAUCGGAUGAGAAUCGAAAAUUGAAAGAGAAAAUCAGCAGCGAAAUGAUAAAUAAGUUAGCGUUGCCCGAUUUAAUGGAAACAAUGAUGGCUGACAAGGACGAGGAGCUUGAUCAACUUAAGGAACAACUUGCCGAAAAGCAAAAGGAGCUUCAAGUUUACCUUAGCCUGAACUUAGACGCCAAUCAACUGGAUAUCCUGAAGAAACAUUGCAAAGAAGCGUCUGACGGUAAAAUGAGUGCUAGGACAUUGAGUGAUAUAAUUUCGCUAACCGAAUACGAUGAACCGGAUUUGGUCCGGAAGACCGUUGACUCAACAGUACAAUUCAGUAAUAUGGAUUCAACGAUUGCAGUUCCAGCGAAAAUGAGUAUUAUCGAACCGUCACCCAUUAUGUACGGUGCUUAUGAUGAUUCGAUACCGUCACCUAAACCGAGAAAACUAAACUUCACCGACGAUUCAUCAUCUGCCAGCAGACCCAAUGAGACUGUAGUUGUUGCUCCCGAUGGAUCCACACUGCCUAAAAUCGAUGAAACACGGGUCGACGAAUUGCAGGCUGAAAUAGCUAGAUUGCAGGAGAAACUGUCUGUAGUGCCGGUAUUGGAAGAUGAAGUGGAAAGUUUGAAAAUGUCCCUGGAAUCGGUGACAAAUGAAAAGGGCUUACUGAAAGAAGAACUCAAAUCCAAAACGGAUGAUGCUUCGAAUCUAAACUUGGAUUUGCAAGCAAAAAAUAAACUUCUGAAUGCAUUGGUGGUGGAGAAGAAGCAGCUGCAAGCUGAAUUCGAUGAGAUUAAAUUCAAAUUGAACAAAUUGGCCAAUAUUCAAACGGAAAUGGACAAUUUGAAUGAGCAGCUGAAGGAACGUGAUGAUGACAUUACGGCUCUGCACGAUAAACUUGAUCAGAAGGGCAGAGAAUGCGAAGAACUGUUAAGCAAAAUCGAUAAACUGAAAACAACCAGCGUCUUGAAUGAACAACUAAUGGAGCAAAUCGACGUCUAUGGACAACAAAUACAGUCGUUGAGUAAGACCUUGUCACAUAAGGAUGAAAUGCUGACGAAACACGACAAGGAGUUACUAAACUAUUCGGAGAACGAGAUUCGUUACCUGGACAAAAUACGAACUUUGGAAGACCAGGUUCUGAUGCUGUCCACUGACCAAAAUCUGCUGAAAAAGGAGUUGGAGACGACGAGAAAUGAUCUGUACGAAAAAAUGAUUGAUUACGAGCACAAUAAACUGGAACUGAAUCAGAGAGAUGAAAAGAUUGAAGAACUGAAAGACAUCCUGAGCGAUUCGAAGAGUCCUCGCAGUGUGGAGGACAUGCGAAUCGAAAUACGACGGGAGCAAGAGAAGAAUGUUAAACUUCAGAACGAGAUAGAUCGGUUGAAAGUAGCACUCAAUCGCCAAGAGAAUUCCAGUAGUCCGAAACCUUUGUCCUUAGAUGAAAUUGCCGAACGUGUGGAAAAGGAAUUGAAUUAUUCGGCCCAGUUAGACGACAACAUUUUGAAGGCCAUCGAAAGUGAUGAGAUCAAUUCGGAUGACGAUAAUUUCGAGCGCACGAGACAGCCGUCGACUGAUGUCGCUUUCUCUGAAUUGAAUGAUUUGAAGAGAGAUUUGAAUUUGGAGCGGAACAAUUGCUCGAAAUUGCAGAGCUUAUUGGAUAAGGAGAAGAAAAAUUCCGAGGCCAUUCAGCAGCAUGAUGCUGAGAUCAUUGACACAAUGCGUUUGCGACUUCAGGCUGCAUUAGAACAUGAGACUGAGUUACAGAAAAUAUUAGACAGUGAACGAGCGAAAGGUGAACGAUUAACAUCGCAGCUUCUCGUCUAUCAGAGAACGACAUCUCGUGAAAAUAGUCUGAUCUUAAAAUCUCCACCAGAAUCACCGCGACGUACUCAACGAAGUGACGCCGAUUCAGAACUGGCGAUUCGUUUACAAAGUGAAAUAAAAUUGUUGACUGCGCAGAAUGAUCGGGAACGGGAAAGAGUCAACGACAUCGAAAGAGUAAUGGAGAGAGAAAAGCAUCGAUUCGAAAAGGAGUUGAUGGAUCGCAAGGAAUACGGCGAACAAAUGAAACGUGAAAUGGAUAGAGUUUUGAAGGAGAAAGAGCAGCUGGCAUUGGAUCUCGAACAUGCGCAAGAAAGACUAAUUCUUUCAUCGCGUGAAAUCGAAAGCCUUGAACAGCGACUGGCCAAUCUACAGGAAGUGGAAUCCCGUCGUGCAGCUCUUCGCGGAAGAGAGCGACAAGAAUCCACACAAAAUGCCGUAGACGUGCACGAAUUGAAGGCCAAACUUUCGGCUGUUGAAAGGGAACGUGAUUCACUUAUCGAUAAAGUCUCUGUUCUACGUGGUGACAUUGAACGAAGUGCACGAAGAGAAGCGCAACUGACCGACGCGUUGGUGAAAGAACAAUCCGGCGACGGCAUCGUUCCGAAACAAUUCCUGCAAAAACUCAACAACAUGAACAGUCUCAUCGUCGACAAUACCAAAGAAAAUCGCCAAAUGGGCGAAACGUUGCAAAUUUUGACAGAAGAGAGACGAGCUCUGCAGCAGAGAGUGGCCGAUUUGGAAAUGCGAAAUCGUGCAUUUAAUCGAGAAGAAUUGGAGGAACGAGCACAGCAUUUGUUUGGAAAGUAUCUGCGUGUGGAAAGCUUCCGCAAAGCUUUAGUUCAUCAAAAGAGAUAUCUUGUGUUGGUGCUGCAGACCUAUCAAGAGAACGAAGCGAAAGCAAUGAAUAUGCUUCACGGGCAGUACGCGGCAAAGAAACCGAAAUCAUUCAAAGCUGCAGUUUUAGUUGUCAUCGCCAUCGAACGAAUGAAAUACAUCGUCCGUCGCUGGCACACCGGCAAACGACUCGCGACAAAAGCCGUUUUCACCAACUCAGUACCAAGACGUUCAGCGUCAGCAACACUCUCAUUUAACAAUUGGUCACGUCCAGAAAAUCCACAAUCACCGCCCAGUCGUGAUACCCGUCAGUCAUUUCCGUCAAUUAGUCGAUCUCCGUUGAUGUCACCAAUGCGCCCACUACAAUCACCGAACAUCAUUGCUGAAUGCUCGGAACGUUUGGAAAAGCAGUGGCAUUGAGCUCUCUAUAUGUUGUAAUUUAUUAAGUUUUAGCAACAAUUUAGUACAAAGAUCCGAAUCAACAGCCUUAUGAUAUACACAUGAAACAUAUUUGCCUGGAUAAGCGACACCAAUUGUGUGGUGAAUAUUCCCGAAUCAAAGAUUUCGUUUCAAGAGUUGUCUUUAGUUAGAACCAGUCAUGCGUUGGAAGGUGGAUGACUCGUUUCGUUUUAAUUAAAUUAUUUUUUUUUCUUUGUUAAGUCAGUAUUAAAAUUUCACUGAUUUGUGCCAGAUGAGAUCUCCUUAGCAAACGGAAUUUUGCUUCGUUUUUAAUGUUACCCCCGGUUUAGUCGAGA